Molecule: messenger RNA, 2349 nt
Organism: Ruditapes philippinarum (Manila clam)
Lineage: Eukaryota; Metazoa; Mollusca; Bivalvia; Venerida; Veneridae
Exons: 10
Coding region: 1-1803 (600 amino acids)
Source: RefSeq, a predicted model, not a curated record
AUGCAAUGUUCAAUUGACGACAAGUUUAUAGAAAGAAAAGACGGGGAAAAGACGCAAGAACGGAAGAUGAUGUCAGAGGAACAAAGGCUACCCGAACAGUGCCCGCAUAUUGAGCACUGUAAGAGGAGAAGUUGCAGUUCAUCAUGGAACACUAAGUGCCUUGAGUGUAACUAUGAUCAAAUCCUGUUCAAGAAAACACAGGGCGACACAAAAUGUGAACCAAUUCCUCAGAAUUUAACACUACUUCUAGAAAAUUCACCAAGCAAAGACCAAGAUCUAACUAACAAUGCAGUUACUUUAAAGUGUACUACUGGGUGUAUUUUUCCAACUCCAUCAUUUAUAUGGUAUUAUUUGCAGUCGUCCGAUGAAUCUGGAUCUAAAUGGUCAAAUUCAGAGCCUGUCACAGAAACGCCCGGGCAAUGUAAAGAAUCAAAAAAGAUAUUCACCUCUACUUUAGUACUUCGAAAAUACACGGUGUUUAAUGACAAUACUGACCAUACCGUCAGGUUCCAAUGUGGUGCAACGAUUAUAAAUGGUACCUCUGGUGAAGUUAAAACACAUUCAUCUGUAAAUAUCAGAUUUGCCGUUAGAGUGGCGAAGGUAUCGCUUAAGAUUGGAAAUAGUUCUAGGGUCAGUUCUCUAAACGUUACCGAUGGUAUUUCGGAAAUAUUCAAAUGUACAACUAGCGAUAGCAGACCAUUACCUACAAUUGUAUGGCAUAUAGGACAGACAGAAAAGAAAAGAGUUGUCGGUACGGAAUCAACCCUUGCAUUCAUACCUAGUAUUACGGAUAGUGGCAAGGAAGUGUAUUGCAAAGCUUUCAAUAUUCAGCCAGAAAAUGAAGCACUGUCUUCCAACAAAGUUUCUCUCUAUGUUAAAGAGCGUGCGUCAGUGCAUUCGUUAUAUGUUGAUGAACAUGUUGGUGAAACAAACGUUACGAUCGACGAGAAUUACGUUAACUUGCAACUUACGUGUAACAUAAGCGGUAACCCUGCAUCAAGUGUGGAAAUUAAGUUCGAAGAGAAAAGUUUAAUUGAAAAGGCUAACAUAAACGAAUUGAGAUUUGUUCGUCACAGAGUGGCUUGUUUCCACAGGGGUGAAUAUAUAUGUGUAGGAAAAGAUGAAUUGGGAGUUAUAACAAAUAAAACACUCAAUUUGUUUGUCAAUUGUCUUCCACGGCUUGAUUGGCAAGCAAUUUCGAAUACAACUUGCUCUAUUGGCGCGCCUGUUACAUUAACAUUUACUGCUAGUGCAUAUCCAACGCCAAGUUCUGAUGGUUUCAAAUGGUACCAAAAAAUCUCGAAUGAAUGGAUACCAUUACAAAGUAAUAAGGAUGUACAAAUAUCUGUAAUAGGACUGGAAACAAACCUAAAGAUUUUUAAUGUAACGCAGGCAAACCCAGGCCAAUAUCGAUUAACAGUUGAAAAAAGCAUCGGAAUAUAUAACCAGUAUUAUUUCCUUAUUGAAAAAGAUGACCCCAGUGUUGAUGUUGGCAUAGAAACUAUGGUCAGUAGUAAUUUCAAAACUGCCACAAUAGUAUUGGCAAUAAUUUCUGUUAUAUGUGCUGGUACUUCAGCUGGCAUCGUGAUUUGGUUUAAACGAAAAGCCAAAGGAACAGAUAGAAAAUCAUGCACUAAAUCGUCGCAUCAAAGCCAAAUUGGUAGCUUUGACAAUACAUCAUACGAAACCGAAAUGCAGCAAUGUACCGGACGUGUAUACGAGAAUCUAUCGUUACAACAUGCUGAUUCAAGGGCGUUUUCUACAGACGACAUGACAACAUAUGAUGUUAUAGAUAAAAGCUAAUAACAUUCAAGUACAGAAAUGUCUUUAAACACUGUAUCAUAGAGAUAACAUUACCACUAUCCCAAUAUAGCCAAUGCUUAAGCUGCUAUUGAUCGUGUGAUCACCUUGUAUGUGUCGUCUAAACUUGUCGGGUGGUUUUAGUCCUAAAAUUAAAUAUCCUUACUCGUAUAUCUAAGUGAGAAUGACAUAUUUUAUGUACGGAAUAUUCUUUUUGAUUAAUUGCUUUGCGAAAGCAUUUAAAUGUUGACCUUUAGUGAGAAAUGAAUUUGUCAUAUUUAAUGAGUUACUGCAGCAUUUCCUUUAUUUAAGAAAGGAGGUUUUGUUUAAAAUCAAAACCAAACGAAUGAAAACGGAGUGCUGUUAUUGAAAGUGUGUAAGCGUGUAAAAAGUGUUCGCGCAAAGUCAUUACGAAGGCAUUUCAUACAGAUUAAAUUAACUAAUACCUAAUAGCAUAAUAUUGCAUAGAUAAUUCUAUCUGCUUAAAGCAUAAAAACAUCAUUGGAAAAUUCAAACUUUUCAAGAACAAGUGAUUUUACAAAUUCAUGA